AUGUCUCUCGACUUGGAGAAGCAUCUCGUCUUCUAUGGUUCUUACCACAACAAUGCUGUAAAUGUUGGCAUCCAUAUGGUCUGCGUACCAAUCAUACUGAUGACAAGCUUUCUGCUGGCAGCAAACUCGGGCGUCCUGAUCGAUCUACCUCAAUGGCUUACCCUCGAAUACCUACCUCUCAACAUGUGUACAAUUGGUGCGAUCAUCUGGGGUGGUUUCUACGUUUUGAUGGAGCCUGUCGCCGGCGGCCUCCUGUGUGCCAUCUGCCUGGGGAUGGCAGCUGUGGACAAUUACCUCUACUCGGUGGACUCGAAGACUGCAAAUAUUGUGGCUGGAGCCAUCUUCCUUGUGGCCUGGAUCCUCCAGUUUGUUGGCCAUGGGAAGUUUGAGGGAAGAGCCCCUGCGCUGCUCGACAAUUUGAUGCAGGCCUUGCUCCUGGCUCCGCUCUUUGUCUGGCUGGAGCUCUUGUUCUAUUUCGGCUACCGCAAGGAGCUCCAGCAGCGGGUGGAGAAGCAGGUGGACAGAAACAUCGCUCAGUUCAAGGCGGAAAGAACAAACAAGAACGGCAAGGCCCACUGA
Messenger RNA from Cryphonectria parasitica EP155, 579 nucleotides. Its product is annotated as DUF962-domain-containing protein. The transcript is spliced from 2 exons. Gene Ontology annotation, biological process: sphingoid catabolic process. The record is from RefSeq and is a predicted model, not a curated record. The coding region runs from base 1 to 579 and encodes 192 amino acids. Gene Ontology annotation, cellular component: endoplasmic reticulum. NCBI's taxonomy places the organism in Eukaryota, Fungi, Ascomycota, Sordariomycetes, Diaporthales, Cryphonectriaceae.